AACCAACAAAUAUGUCCUCCUCAGCAAACACCGCGAAAAAACGCUUGACAAAGCCCGCCCCUGCGCCCGCGAAACAAAAACAAAAGCAGCAAAAAGCGAAACCACGGUCGACACAGAAAGUCACCGCUUCCGACAUCGAUGAAGAUUCCACGUCGGCGGGGUCUUCCGAGUCUGCAUCUGCAUUCGAUUCCGCAUCUGAUUCCGCAUCUGAUUCCACAUCCGAUUCCACAUCCGAUUCUGACGAAGAAGAGGAAGAAGAAACGUCCGCGUCAGUGGAAUCCGACGAAGAAUACUGCCCCCCGACAAACUUCCUUCGUCUUCCGCCGCCCUCGCCGUCCGGCCGAAACCCGUUCUCGUCUAAGAACCUCGCCGGCAAGGAGCUAUGGUUGAUAUCGGCACCAGCGUCGGCGCCGUUGUCGAAAUUGGGGAGUGUCAAUGCUGCCGACGUACUGGAGAAUGCGCGGGUGCUUGGAACUAGUAGUGGGCGGAUGUUCUCGGUCCGCGAGACGGAUGAGGGUGCGGGCGUCCAGGUUUUGGUGCCGGAUGGGAGGGGGGGGUAUUUGUUUGGUGAGUCUCUCUCUCUACCGCUGCGGUUGCUCCCAUCUGGGGGGAGGAAUGGAGGCGCUGAUCUGAGGGGGAGUUUGAAGGAGGGAAGGGGAUUACGAAAUCCAUACAGUUCUUCGAGACGUUGCCGGAUAGGGAAGCCCUCGAGAAGAGGAGGGAGAGGGUUGUUGCGAAGAGUGUCAGGGCCCAGCCCGAUGGGUUGAAGAUGAGGUUCAAGCCGAUGGGGUAUGUCGGUGAUCAGGAUGAGGAUGGAAUGCCAGAUGCUGUGGAGCCAGAGGCUUUAGAACCUGUCAGGAAGAAGAAGCGGAGGGAGAGUAGGGAGGGGGAAGGGUCAGUUGGGGUGAAGGGUGAGAAGGAGGAGCAUAGGGAGAGGAAACAUAAGAGCAAGAAGAACAGGAAGGAGAUCCUUUCUUGAACUUGUUUUUUUCUUCUUCCGUUCCACACAUGGGAGUAAUCUGUUACAUUGGGGACUGUACCAUAUAUCGUACUACUUUGGGGGGGCAUUCAAAAGUCUUUUGCGAUUUUUUUUUUCUUUCUCAUGUGGUGUAAUUGGGAAAGGGGGGGUCUUUGACAUUUUUUCCUUUUUUAGAAUUUAGACUAUGCUCCUACUUGCGCCUGGGCAUCCUGUUGCAGUUGAGUUUGAACCUGGAUGAUUUCCAUCUUUUUUCGCUCCUGCUUCUCUUGAAUGUCGGAGAUUUGCUUUUCGAUGCGUGCGCUGUUUGGGCCGAUCAGUCUAGUUCUGGGCUCAAGAAAGCAGGUGUAGCGGAAGGACACACAUCUCUGAGUUGAUGAAUUCCAAUCUCUUAUCCAC
This is a messenger RNA of Tuber aestivum (summer truffle), 1375 nucleotides long. The record is from the annotation of a GenBank genome assembly. Lineage: Eukaryota; Fungi; Ascomycota; Pezizomycetes; Pezizales; Tuberaceae.